Molecule: messenger RNA, 3711 nt
Organism: Syngnathoides biaculeatus (alligator pipefish)
Lineage: Eukaryota; Metazoa; Chordata; Actinopteri; Syngnathiformes; Syngnathidae
Gene: hoxb9a
Product: homeobox B9a
Exons: 2
Coding region: 276-1100 (274 amino acids)
Biological process (GO): embryonic skeletal system morphogenesis; proximal/distal pattern formation; DNA-templated transcription
Cellular component (GO): nucleus
Molecular function (GO): DNA-binding transcription factor activity, RNA polymerase II-specific; RNA polymerase II cis-regulatory region sequence-specific DNA binding
Source: RefSeq, a predicted model, not a curated record
ACUUGAUUUACGCAGCACUGGAGCUUUAACCCUUUGUCGGAAUCGGCCAAUCAGUUUCUCUGAGAAUGAAAGCUGCAACACUUGUUUCACUAGAGAGAAACUAGCUGAGAAAGAAGGGGGAGAGAGCGAGAGAUGCAGAGAAAGGGGGGAGGCAACGAGAGCGGCGAAAUAGCAAAGGGCAGAUGAGGAGAAGAAGGGAGGGAGAAAUCUCCGAAUGUCUGUCUCCUGGUUCCAUAUUAAGUGAACUCGUAGCGUUUCACAGAUAAUGUCCGAGAAUGUCGAUUUCGGGGACUUUGAGCAACUAUUACGUGGACUCCAUCAUAAGUCAAGACAGCGAUGAACUCACAACCCCAGCUCAUUUUCCCAGCGUCCAAUAUUCCGGCUCAAGCUCUCCCGCUGCAGCGGCUGGUAGACAGGCUAGCUCCGCCGCACCGUCGGAGCAUCCGCUCUCCGACUCAUAUCCAUCCUGCAGCUUCCAGCCGAAGCCUCAGGUCUUCUCAUCGCCCUGGAGCCCAUUCAGUCCGCAUCACCAUGUUGCGAGCGGUCUUCCGACGGUUUACCACCCUUACCUACAGACGCAACACCUCCCUUCCGCGGACAAUCGUUACCUCCGCUCAUGGCUGGAAUGCGCACCUCGAGGCUCCAACGGUUUACUGGGCCAUCAGGCUCAGACCGGCCAUGUCAAACUGGAGCCUCAGAUCGGCCAUCUAGGCGUGGAAACCCCUCCCAAAAUGCAAUUGGAAGAAACUACAUACGUCCUGGAGUCCACAACCGCCUCAACACCAGCCGCCAUCCCCUGUGUGGGUUUCGGAGAAAAUAACGACUCUUGCGAAGUAAGCGAAGACAAAGAGGCACCAGAUCAAAAUGACCCCUCUACCAACUGGUUACAUGCGCGCUCCUCCAGGAAGAAGAGGUGCCCGUAUACAAAAUAUCAGACGCUGGAGCUAGAGAAGGAAUUCCUAUUCAACAUGUACCUGACGCGCGACCGGCGUCAUGAAGUGGCCAGAGCACUUAACCUCACCGAGAGACAGGUCAAGAUCUGGUUCCAAAACCGGAGGAUGAAAAUGAAAAAGCAGAGCAAGGAUCAACCCAAGGAUUAAUGUAAUUUGCACGAGCGUGUGCAUGCAUUUAAACUACCAUACAGGCCGACUUGGUACAACACAGUCAAUGCUUUACGGUUAGUAAACUCUGUUAACAGUUCAGUGAAAAAUAAAUAUUUGGAUUCCUUUUAACACAAUUACUGGAGCAAAAAGCAUCCAUCUACUACUUGGGUUAGUUUGACCAGGGUUAUUCAUUUGGUCCAUUUGGGUUAAAUGAGAAACCCAAAGUGGAUAAAUUAAAAUAACCUGACGUUACAGUAAAGACCAAAUUUUACUGGUGGUGAAAUUAUGCUUUAAAAUACAACCAAACAUUUCGAUACAAUAUACUGACUACAAUGUAGGUGUAGUGAAAAAGAGCUUAUUGAACAAAGAUCUGUGGAAAAGAGGUGAAAUGGUGCUUCGCUGACAAUUAGAGUUUCAAACCACUUCAUCCAUCCUCGACCAAUUUUAAAAACGGCUUCAAAAUAAAUGCUAAAAUUGAAAAAAUAUGUUAUGUACAACUGGAUGUCAGUAUGUACUCUGUAGAUGUGUCUUGGUUGCUCACCAUACAGGUUCUUCAGAGCUCCACAUGUGUGGUAGUAUCUAAUUAGUUAUCUCCAAAACUUAACAACGGGUUCAUUAGACCCAUCAAUUUGAUGACUCUUUAAAACAUAAUCCAAGCAAUAUGACCUACUCAAAAUAACCCAGGAACUGGGUGAACAUACAGUUUUAGCCUUAUAACCCCCCAAAAAUGGUCAAUUUGACCCAACAAUUUGGUUAUUCUCAGAAAUUGGCCCAAUCAAUAUGACCUGCUCAAAAUAACCCAGGAAUUUGGUUAACAUAAAGUAUUAGCCAUAUAACCCACUAUAUAGUUUAUUUGACCAAACAAUAUGGUUACUGUCAGAAAAAGAACCCAGAAAUUUGACCCAAUGCAAAUACCCCAGGAACUAGGUUAAUGGAAUAAGCCAACUGUUUUUAGAGUGUAACAUGACAUGCAACCUCAAAGGAAGUAAUACAACAUGUCUGCUGAUUCCUUUCAGUUUGACUUCCCUUCAUGAUCAUCUGUUCAACCUAUGUUUUACAGAAUAUCAAGACUGUAAAUCUCAAAACUUUGAACUGUGAUAAUUCUGGAAAUUAACGGGUACAGCACGUCCACACGGAAAGUCAUUUGUUUUGGACUUUGAUAGAAUAUGACGCCUCCAUGCACUUUUGGUAUUUACUGUUGUGUCAAUUCGCAUCAAGGAGCAUGAAAUGCGUGACACACCCUAAUGCGAGUGUCUAUCUUUUGCAUGGGGCUUUUCUUUUUCUAAUAAUUCAAUUAGAAUGGACCAGAUAGCACACAUUGAUACGUAAUCUCCUUUUACUCCUUCCAACAGAUUUUGUGUUAUAUCUACCUACACAUAGAUAGCUAAAAAGCUGUUGUAAAUUUAAUAUUAUCGACCCAUUCUUGAUCCACUGUGUCAAGGCACUCAUUUACAUUAAUGAUAAAUUAUUGACGUUUCAUUUGUCGGAAAAUGUAGACUUGAAAAAAUCUCUUUGUGAGCCACAGAGGUGAUGUGCCUGUCUUUGGUCUUCCCAAGCCAAAUACAAGGACUGUUAUGUUUUGGGGCUAUCUUGAAAAGGAGACGCUGAUUUCACAUUGUUGUACAAACAAAGCACACAUGGAAAUAGAUCAAAUAAUCUUUAUUCAUUGUCACGGUUGCAUUUUAAUAAAGGCGCUCUAUUUUUAUACACUAAAUAGGUUACAUCUGCUAUGCAAGUAAUUUCAAAACACAACAUCAGACUGAAGAAAGGGUCAAUACAUUUACAGAAUAUUUUUCAAUUGCCUCACUAAUAUUAUUUUUCUGAUCAUGUCAUGUUUGGGUCUGUAUGAAUUAACAUCAUUCUAGCAAAUAUACACCGGUUUUAUUGAUCUGAGAGCUGAUGUUAGAAGGUCAUCUUCUUUUAUGAUAUUUCAAGAGUCAUUGUAUUUAAUUGCUGUUUGGUGGCAGUUUUAUGGAUGAACCAUAAACAAAACAUUGCGGCAUUGAAGACAAGCCUCUUCUUUACAAAGACAACCACUCUAUAUGGACACUUGAUGCACAGCAUUACAUCCUACUUCAGGUUUAAAUGCUUACAUUAUUUAUGCAUGGUUCAAAUUGCUCUUAUAUUUCAUCAACUCUUUGGGAAUGGUGGAAUUUCGAGAGGAAAAUGCUUGCAAAAGAUUUACCGUAUUAAAAUUGUUUAAGAAUGUGAUUGUCUAAUUUAUUGUACAUAAUGUAAGUAACUUCUCUUUUUGAGAAUGAGUCAAAUCAUCUAAAUUUAUCCCCUUGAGAAACCGAAUCCUAAUUUCCUCUUCAAAUUGUCAAAAUGUUUUUUUUUUUCAAUGUAUUUAUUUUUUUCUCUUCUCGAGUCAGUCAUGCUUCUGCAUGAUGUUAUUGCAAUUCGGGCACUGAAAAGACAGUUUCACUGACAUAAAACAUUUAUUUACUGGAAUCUAAACCAUACUUUCAAUUGUUGUCUCCCCUUUAACAAUGUAUCAUAUUUACACUGCUAUGAUUAAAAGAUAAUGUUUAAAUUUUUUGAUAAAUAUGGUUUCCACCACAAUUGUUUUCAAUGGGCAAAUGCAAGCUACGAUUAUUUAACAAGCAUC